AUGUUGUCAGCCUCCGCGGCGACUUUGGGAGAUCCUCGCUUUCGUAUUCAUGGGCCUUCCUACGCCUACAUGGAUUGCUCUGCUUGCAUUGCCUUCGCCGGCUAUCUGGGGCAGCGAAUGAACGCCUCCCUAGAGUACGACGGCAGGGGUGGGGCCACCUUCCUCUCUACGCAUCGCCUAAACGAAGAGAACAAACUCCAGCGGAGUGUGUACGCGACAAGCGAGUUGCGUUCUGUGGAAGUUUUGGAAAAAAUAUGCAACGACGCUCUGCGUGAGAACUAUGUGCUGCGUCUAGACCUCGACAGACGUAUUCGCGUGUACGAGUCUGAGAAGUCCGAUUCGCCCUUUGCCCAGCACUACAGUAUGCAGGACGCCGAUGCGCUCAAGUCCCCCUCCAAGACUGCCGUUUGGACCUUUUGCACACGUGUGAUGAGUGAGGAAGAAGAUGCCAUGAUGGCCCUCGUGCGGGAGGUGCAUGACUUGACAGAGUUGGAGCGACGCCUGUGUGGCGGCAACGACGUCAAUAGCAGCGCUGUGACGACGCCACCGCCACCCCUUGAGAACUUGGUUACAGCUGUGUGCAUUGGGACGGAAGCGAGCCUUAAUGCGGAGCUUGGUCGCAUCCAGCGGUAUGAGCUGUGGCAAGACAGCAUCUCCAAGCGGCGGGAAGAAGCGCUCAAGAACAUUCGGGAAGAAAGCGAUGAACCCGUUUUUGCAAAGCCAGUGGAACCUGAUGACGAGAGAUACAAACCGUGGUCCCUAUUUCCAGAAAUGGAUGCCGCUACCGGCGAAGAUGGAGACAUUGAUGACAGCGAUGAUACAGCAGAACGGAAUAUGGAUUUGUAG
This is a messenger RNA of Trypanosoma rangeli, 846 nucleotides long. RefSeq lists its product as uncharacterized. The record is from RefSeq and is a predicted model, not a curated record. NCBI's taxonomy places the organism in Eukaryota, Euglenozoa, Kinetoplastea, Trypanosomatida, Trypanosomatidae. The coding region runs from base 1 to 846 and encodes 281 amino acids. The transcript has a single exon.